AUGCUUUUGGACCUCCCGGAUGCCGUCCUCACUGCAAUUUGCCGCCAACUGCCUGAUGAAUGCAUAUUUGCGGCAGCUCUUUCGUGCCACCGCCUCAACGAGCUCGCUCUUCGCGUCUUCCUCUCCAGAAACGACAUUCCAGAUCCCCUCCGUCAAUGCGACGUUUAUCUGGAAGGUCAAGGCGUGGAACGCACCGCGUUGGGACUGCUCCAUGCCCUUAAUUUGGCCACCCUCUCGUUUUUGAAGUCAACUAAGACUUUAUCCUUCAUAUUCCUCAACGCGGACCUCUCCCUUGGUCUCAGAGACCUCGCCCAAGCGGCUUCACUCGUGAAUCGCUUGUCGCCAAUCCAGCAUGUGUCCUUGGAGUUUCGUGGAACCAUCUGCGAAAACCGGAUAGAAAUGAGUACUAGCAUUCAACGACGAUGGAAUUCGGGCUUCUUGGACCUCUGGUCAGCCGUUUUGUCCAAUCAAACGGUCUCGACGCUUUCAAUUCGAACUAAAUGGGAUUUCCUCCAGAGCUACAAGCUCUAUGACAGUCCCUCGCGCAUCAGAGACGUUUCCUCGGCACGCUUGACUCGAGCUCAAUCAAUUUUACGCUCUACCUGGCGAAGGCUGCGUCCCAUUCCCAGCCAUACAAGCCCAUCGUCGUCCGUUCAACGGGCAUUACCCAGUCCACCCACCAUUACCGCCUUUCACAUCGAAAGCUCCCUAAUACUCCAUCCCGCGUUUUACCAGAUGACAUUAUUCACAUUGCGAUGCUCUCCGAUCACAUCGCUCAAGCUGCAUUCAGUACCAGAGCUCAUCAAACGCCGAAACACAAAGGGCCCCAAUCUAUCCGAAGACAUUGUGAACGCCCUACCGUUCCUCACAUCUCUUACUAUCGCCAAUAUGGAACUCGAGACCACUGUCUUAUGCCGCUUCCUUUCCAAGUUUCCACAACUCACCAACUUGACGAUUGAACCGCCCGGUCAAUAUUCGUAUUUUCAAUCGACAACCAGGCUUGUGCCGCCUUUACCACGCGAUGUCCCGCGGCUAGCACUUCUCAACGAACUGUCUGUGGGCUCUGGCUACCUGGUUGCGUUUUUGCAGCGACCAAACUUUCUUGCCCGUAUAGCCCGUCUUCACAUUACGAUUCCCAUGGGUGAUCUACUUCUCCCGUCCCUAUUGAAUGACCUCGCACCAAUCAAGCGAUCUCCUCCAGCACAGAUGUCGCUCUCACUCGACAAAUUCAACCUGCUUGCGAGCGCUAUCUGGGCUAUGGAAAAUUGCAUUGAUGUUUCUCUCGGACUGGGAAACAAGUGGAAGGAUGUGUUUUCCCGCGUAAAGGACUUGACUCUCGUUCGAACCCACUACCCGGCUUUGCAUGAGAGCCCGGUAUUUCGUCGUUGGUUGGCUCUGUUCCCAGCGGCUAAGAAAGUGACAUGGGACGAAUACUCUUCCGACGAUUAUCCCGUAGUCUUUUCAAAGCAACGGAUUUACGCAAGCGAGGAUGUGCAUGAGACGAAGGAAUCCAAGUCAAACAAUACUCAAUUCAUGGACUUUCCCGACGACAUCCUCAUUUCCAUUUUGGAAUUGCUGACUGACGAGUUAUUCGACGUUGCGCUUGUCUGUCGCCGGCUGAACUACCUCACCAUCCCAAUUUUCUUGAUGGCUUCAAACAUAUGGAACCGCACAACACAUUGUUGUGUCAUUAAACUCAAUUCGUAUCCCAUCGCCAGAGACCAUCUCGCUGCACUCAGUAUCGCACUGGUCCUUCCUCAUAUCGAAGAAGUCUGGGUCGACAUUCCUCGUUCAGGCUACAUUUAUCCCUCCCUAAACCAUGUUCAGCGACUGAUUCCUGUCUUGAAACGAAUCGACAUGGUGAAGAAGGUGUCCCUUCGGUUUGGUGUGGCCCCAAAAAUGCAUCUCGAGGAGCAUCAUAUUCACUUGCAGUAUCGAUGGUGCUCGCUUUUCCAAGAACUUCUCAAUGUCGUCGUCAACAAGGAAACUUGCACCACCCUACACAUUAGAGGGUCCCCGUACCUUUUCCCCGACGAAAUUCGGUGGAAUCAACGCCGUCAUACGCAGCUGAAACAGCAUGUGCUACUGGACCUGCCGACCCAAACGAAUCUCACGCACAUCUCAUUCGAGCCUGCUGCCAUGUUGUCGCCCAUAUUCGAGCCCUGGACAACAUCCGUGCUCCAGAACUCGAAACUAGACUCUCUUCGACUGGAUGUCACUAUGGAAGACUAUCGCUUUGUGGAAAUUAUUUCACAGGCGCUCCCGCACCUGCGUGAACUCGAGAUCCGCUGGCUGAUAUCUCCUGAGAAGAACCUACGAAUCGCAACAUUCCUUUCGCGCCUAACCAAGCUUGAAUCGCUUCGCAUGUCGUCUGUCUUCACUGACUUGACAUCAGCGCAGCCGAUCCCACUCGCCAUUCCCCAUCUUCCCCAUCUAACAACUUUGAAUGCGUCCAUUCCCUACAUCAAUCAUCUCUUGCGCUGGGUCCCUCAUGCGCUGCCCUCCCUUCAACAGCUCGAAAUCAGCACGCUUCUUUCGUCUUCAUCAACGCGCCCAUCAACAGCUAUUGGAAGCCUUGAAACGCUGUUUGAGGGGCUGCGGCGACAUAACCUUUCUCCGCGCAUAACCCUCGCUGUCAACUUUCGCACAACCUGGGAGCGCGACGCCCACUGGCCGCGAAACGCAUUCGACUCGGUUCUCGGUGUUGGCUGGGUGCAGUGGUGCCCGACCAUUUCGGCGCUCAAAGUGAAAGUGACUUCGCCGUAUUCGCGGCUCGCCAACUGGGACAGCAACGCGGCCUAUGUGUCCUUUUUGCGCGAACGGCUGACGAUGUUCCCCGCGUUAACGGAGGUCUCGUUCGUGGAUGGUAUUGAGUAUAAGACGGAGACUGAAAUGAUGGGAAUGGCGUCAGUUAUCGUGCAAACGGUAAAAGCGACUCAUCCCACUAUGGGGUCGAUCUGGGUGAAUAGGAAGAGGUUAUUGUAG
Molecule: messenger RNA, 2985 nt
Organism: Mycena indigotica
Lineage: Eukaryota; Fungi; Basidiomycota; Agaricomycetes; Agaricales; Mycenaceae
Exons: 1
Coding region: 1-2985 (994 amino acids)
Source: RefSeq, a predicted model, not a curated record